This is a messenger RNA of Saccostrea cuccullata (small rock oyster), 1425 nucleotides long. Its product is annotated as phosphorylase b kinase regulatory subunit beta-like. Gene Ontology annotation, molecular function: calmodulin binding. The annotation marks the transcript as partial. Gene Ontology annotation, biological process: glycogen metabolic process. Lineage: Eukaryota; Metazoa; Mollusca; Bivalvia; Ostreida; Ostreidae. The record is from RefSeq and is a predicted model, not a curated record. The transcript has 6 exons. Gene Ontology annotation, cellular component: phosphorylase kinase complex.
UCACCACUAUACUGGUCAGGGGAAAACAGGUGACGGUGGGGGUGUACGGACAUGAGGAGGAGGUGCUAGAUAAACCCGUCAGUCCAGGGUACCUCCAGGAACUCAUCUUUAAGAUCUGUCUGCCAUACAACAUACAGGAAGCUGUGAUACAGCAGGAACUGAUCCUGGGAAUCGGCAAGUUGAUCGCCACCACGCCAGAUCUGUUUGACGGAAUUUUGAAAAUCAGAAUAGGUUGGUUUGUUCGUGCCAUGAGAUUUGAACUGGAUUUGGAUGAAGAAGGUCUUGAACUCCAUGACCUUUCUCCUAACGAUAUCAAGUGCAUGCUUAUCGCUGUCCUUGUGAGGAAUAUGGUAGACUCAGAUAUGAGAACACCCCUACAGAAGAGACAGCUGGACGGGGCCCUCAACAGGGUCCCUAAAGACUUCUACGACCGAGUGUGGUCCAUCUUAGAGAAAACGCCGUAUGGAAUCAAAGUGGCAGGUUAUCUCCUCCCACAGCAACCGACCCUGUCAGACAUGACGAUGUACGAGCUGAAUUUCUCCCUUCUGGUGGAGCAAAUGCUGAGUAAGAUAGUGGACCCCGCGUACAGACAAAUCAUGGUGGAGACAUUUAUGGUUGUGUCCACCAUGUUAGAGAGGAACCCAGAGGCCACCUUUGAUCAGGCGGUCAACAUGGACAAGAUCAUAGCGGAAGCUUUUGAGGAGUUUCAGCGAGACCUCAGUAAGUCGGAGGGUCACGAGAAACAGGACGACAUGACAAAGUUCUUCAACACACCCCCGAACGUCAGAAAUGGGACCUCGAGGUACCUCACCAAGUCCGUCAUUAAUAACCUUCUGGACGGGGAAAUGAAGUUUGUGUCAGACGAUAUGUGCAGCGUCACUUAAAUCUGUGUGUGUUGCUCGAGAUCUGAAAACUUAAGAUUUCACCACAAGACAAAUGUACUAUUGCUUUCACAUGGGCUUGUUUUAUAACCCUGCUGCUGACACAGAAAGUGAAGCUGUGUACAAAAUAUUGCAACAUUGUCCGUCAUGAACAAUCUUAUAGAUUAUAAGAUGUCACAUGAUGUGUAAUGUUUCCCAACAGCCUGUUUAUUUGUCUGAGAUCAGAGGAAGUUCCAUUACUACAAAUGUUUAGAUGCUGCCCAGCCAUUGUUGCUUUGAUUAUUGUUAACUUUGCUGGAAACUAUGGAUAUUUUCCACCAACUGCUUAGAUAUUCAGAGGAAUGUUUAAAGUCAAAUAAAUAAAAUCUUCAAGUGUGUACAUGUAUAAUGAGAACUUGUACAAUUGAUAUUCAGUUGCAUUCCUUAACAAGUGUAACAUUGUUCUGGAAGAAUUUGUGUAUACAAUGUACAUUACAAAUGAAUUUCCUUUUAAAACCAAAGCUUAAUGUGUGAUAUUCUUUAAAUAAAAUUGUUUUUCUCUGAA